UGGGUGAUGCAGUAAGAAAGGAGGGAGCACAUGGUUGAAUGCCACGUUAAAGAAAGAGUUAUGACGUCAAGUACCCAAGCCUACGGUGAGCCAUGGUACUGGGACAACCGCUACACCAACGAACCUGGUCCCUUCGAUUGGUAUCAAAAGUACAUCACUUUGGCUCCCAUCAUCAGCCUCUAUGUCCCUCCUACACAACGCAUCCUCAUCGUUGGUUGUGGCAACUCAGCCUUCAGCGAAGGCAUGGUGGUUGAUGGCGGUUACACAGAUGUUGUCAACAUUGAUAUAUCUUCGGUGGUUAUUGAAGCUAUGAAAAGCAAAUACCAAGAUUUCCCCCAAUUGAAAUAUGUGAAAAUGGAUGUGAGAAACAUGAGUGAUUUUGAAUCAGAGUCUUUUGAUGCUGCUAUUGACAAAGGGACUCUUGACUCUAUCUUGUGUGGAAAUAAUUCAAGACAAAAUGCUACAAAAAUGCUUGAGGAGAUCUGGAGGGUCCUCAAGGAUAAAGGAGUUUAUGUUCUGGUGACAUAUGGAGCUCCGCUAUAUCGCCUACGUUUGUUACGAGAAUCAUGCUCAUGGACAAUAAAACUCCAUGUCAUAGAGAAACUUGCCUCAGAAGAGAAAUCUGAUCAACCAGUUUGGGAGCUUACAAAACCUGUUCCCCUCAAUGAUGAUGGAACCUCUGUGGAGGAAGCUCUAGGAAGGAAUCCUGAUGUCCAUUACAUAUACAUUUGCACUAAGGAAAUUUCUGCUAACUCAAACACAAAGCCAUGAUUAGGUUUUUUAGAGGAGGAGGCAUACACUUCCACUCUCUAUAAAUUUCUGUUGCUACUUUUUUACUGUAGUUGAUCUUAGAGCUUGUAAUGUUUAUUUCAGAUAUUUUGAUUUCUCAGAAUGUGAUAUCAAGACAGUCAUUUGUUUAAUUCCAAAUUUGAUUGAUUCCAUGA
This is a messenger RNA of Vigna angularis (adzuki bean), 944 nucleotides long. RefSeq lists its product as uncharacterized. NCBI's taxonomy places the organism in Eukaryota, Viridiplantae, Streptophyta, Magnoliopsida, Fabales, Fabaceae. The coding region runs from base 31 to 771 and encodes 246 amino acids. The transcript is spliced from 10 exons. The record is from RefSeq and is a predicted model, not a curated record. Gene Ontology annotation, molecular function: S-adenosylmethionine-dependent methyltransferase activity.